This is a messenger RNA of Ramularia collo-cygni, 1197 nucleotides long. RefSeq lists its product as uncharacterized. The transcript has a single exon. The record is from RefSeq and is a predicted model, not a curated record. NCBI's taxonomy places the organism in Eukaryota, Fungi, Ascomycota, Dothideomycetes, Mycosphaerellales, Mycosphaerellaceae. The coding region runs from base 1 to 1197 and encodes 398 amino acids.
AUGCCAUUGACUUCAAACUCCUCGACUUCGCCUCACAAUCCUCGAGCUGCCGUGAAAGCCUCCGCUCAACAACAACAAAUUUUACAGCAAGCGGAAACAUCGACAGCCACCAACGAGAAAGUCCGGAAGCUCGCGGCGCCACAUCUAUUCGACAUUGGCAAGAAGGAAGAUCACCACACGAUGGACGGUCAAUCGGAGACGAGCAAGCUGUCACGAGCUGCAGCUCAGAAUAUUUCCAUACAACCAACCUCACAGGAGCGACAGCAGUCAGGCUCCAGGAGACACCCACCACCUGCUCCCUUGUCGCCUUCGCGACUGGCAUACCAGCCGAGUGUUGCCAGCUCACCCUCCCGCCUACGAUCCAACUCACCUAGACUACAUAACCCUGGAAAUUCUGAAAUCUUUGAGCGCAACGUCCAAGAACCGAUAUCGAUCAGUAACUUACACGGCGAAUUGAACCCAGCACACAUUCCCGCACAUGUCAUAACCGAAGACUCAAUCCCGCCGGCGUUGGAAGCUUCAGCGCUGACCAUAACAUCCUCAAGCCUGGAUCCGGAUGAAGUGGAGAUUGUUACGUCCUCAUCCCAUCAGCCAGCAGCUUCUGGUAUCGAGGGUUCCACAAGCCACAGUGAUCUGACACCAUUAGAAUCACCGCUUCUGACACAUCGUAACAAAUCAGAGGAGACCGCGCACUCAUUCCUACAGCAUUCCGGAACAUUUCCCGGAAUCGAGGACGAGAGCGCAAGCAGUUACGGCCAAUUAGACCCCAACGACGUGCGACGAUUAAGCUUCAUCUCCUUCAGCGACAUUGUGCAAAGCGAACAACACCAAAUGGCAGCUUCAGCUUUGGGGGAUGUGGGAAGUAGAGACAGCCUCCACCUCCACCACGACGGAACCGCUUCGCCCGUCCGAGUCCCACGCUCACCUACAACAACCUACGAUCGAAGCAUCAACGGGCUGACCACACCUCCCGCUGUCAGCGGAGCCGUCAAUAUCAAUUCCAUUCCCGGCACCGCCGAGCAAUCAUCAUCACCGACUCAGAGUAUCAAAUUGGGGAGUCCGAGCGGGCAACAGCACGGUGAUUUGAAUAUCGAGACUAUGAGACAAGCGCUGCGGAAAACCGCCAGCGGGGAUCUGAGUGGUGGGAGAAGCGCUGCUACGAUGUCGCCUGCGAGCGAUGCUACGUCGCUUGGGUGA